AUGAGCAACGCUAAUCAUGAAUUCCCCAGUGGGAACACCAGAGCUGUCAAAUCUAUUAUGAGUAACACUGAGAUAGACAUUAUGCAGAAGAAUCAAGAAAUGGAAAAGGAAAAUGUGCCAACAACUACCUGGCAAAAAUUCAUGAGAGCACUAGAAGUUCCUCACCAGGAAAAACCUCUGUCCGCUCUUCGGAACCCUGAUCUUGAGCCGAUUUUGAUAAAAGAACGGACCUGGGGGUUCUGGUCCUUUUUCGCAUACUGGGGUCUUCCUAAUUUCGCUGUGGCAACCUUUUCAACCGGUUCAGCCUUACUAGCUCUAGACUUAAACAUUCAGCAAUCUAUCGGAUCGUUGGUGAUAGCAAAUGUCCUCAUAGCUGUCUACACCAUUAUGAACUCCAAUCCCGGUGUCAAAUAUCACAUAGGCUACACACUCAGUCAAAGAAUGAUUUUUGGAAUAUACGGCUCUUACAUUGGUAUAAUAAUCCGUGUUGGAAUAUCAGUGGUGCUUUACGGCUACCAAGGGUGGCUUGGUGGUCUUUGUAUCAACAUGGUAUUCGAUUCAUUUUCUUCAAAUUACUUGAACAUGAAGAACACAUUCCCAGAGUCAGUACCGAUGGCGCGAAAAGAUCUUAUUGGUUUUCUCUGUUUCCAAUUGAUUCAGAUACCUUUUGCGUUCGUAAGACCAAGUCGUGUCAACAUUCCAUCCAUAGUGACGUGCUUUAUGACGCUGUUCUCCAUCAUCGGUAUGUUGGCUUAUCUUGUCCAGACAAAUGGCGGCCCCGGCCCAUUAUACUACGAAAAGGUGCUACUUUCUUCGAGUAAGAGAUCCUGGAUGUGGUUGUACUCUAUGACGAUUUGGUAUAGUGGCAUAUCCCCGGCAGUGGCCAAUCAGUCCGACUAUUCUCGUUUUAGUUCCGGAACUUUAUCCUGUUAUUUAGGCCUUUUCAUUGGCAUAGUGUUGCCCGGAACCUUUGUGUCUCUGGCAGGCAUGCUUUGCGCUUCAGCCUGUAAAGGGUUAUAUGGCUCUGCUUACUGGACACCUAAUGAAAUUGUGGAGGAAUGGCUUAAUAAUGACUAUUCUUCAAAAGCGCGAGCCGCAGCGUUUUUUAUCGGUAUCAGCUUCACGGGUUCUCAAGUUUUUCUGAACUUGACUCAGAACGGCUAUGCUUGUGGAAUGGACCUUGCAGGAAUUUUUCCUCGUUACAUUGAUGUAACUCGUGGUACGCUCUUUGCUCAAUUAAUCUCUUGGGUGGUUCAACCGUGGACAUUCUUCAACACGUCUUCCUCUUUUUUAAAUGCGAUGAGUUCUUUUGGUAUCUUUGUGACACCUAUCAUGACGUUGAACAUUAUCGAAUUUUACUGGAUUCGAAAAUCUAAGAUCACCUUGAUUGACUUCUUUACUUUAUCCAAAAAGGGCGCGUACUGGUAUUCGUCCGGAUUCAAUUGGAAGUCUAUUUCAUGCCUCCUAAUUGGUGUAGCUUUAGGAAUUCCUGGCCUUGUUUACCAAUCACAACCUGACCUUACGAUGAAUUCGGCGAUGAUGAACUAUUACUAUGGCUACAUGUUUUUUAUCCCGCUCGUUACCGGCGUUUUGUAUUGCGGACUAACGUAUAUGUUCCCUGAUCACCAUGAAAAAAUGUGCCAUGUCGAUCCUUUGGACUUCUUCAAUUGCUUCUCCGAUGCCGAGUUGCAAAAACUGGGAAUGCUACCGUUCGAAGAAAAUCUCAAUGAUAUAUGUGAGUACUUAGAUGCGGAAGAGCCUCAAGAAAGUAAGGACAGAAUUAUUGUUAGUGGCGAGAAGAAGUAUGAAAACACAAUGUAG
Lachancea nothofagi CBS 11611 is the source of this 1821-nucleotide messenger RNA. Lineage: Eukaryota; Fungi; Ascomycota; Saccharomycetes; Saccharomycetales; Saccharomycetaceae. The record is from the annotation of a GenBank genome assembly.